AUGAUAUUUAUUUAUUUAUUUAUUUAUUUUCUUUCUUUCUUUCUUUCUUUCUUUCUUUCUUUCUUUUUUUUUUUUAUUUUAUUUUUUUCUUUUUUUCUUUUUCAUUUCAUUUCUUUCUUUCUUUUUUUUCAUUUUCAUUUCAUUUUUCUUUCUUUCUUUUCAUUUCAUCCUUUCUUUCUUUCUUUCUUCUCUUUUCAUUUCAUCCUUUCUUUCUUUCUUUCUUUCUUUUCAUUUCAUCCUUUCUUUCUUUCUUUCUUCUCUUUUCAUUUCAUCCUUUCUUUCUUUCUUUCUUCUCUUUUCAUUUCAUCCUUUCUUUCUUUCUUCUCUUUUCAUUUCAUCCUUUCUUUCUUUCUUUCUUUCUUCUCUUUUCAUUUCAUCCUUUCUUUCUUUCUUUCUUUCUUUCUUCUUUUUCUUUCUUUCUUUCUUUCCCCUUUUAAAUUUUUUUCUUUCUUACAUUCUUUAGUUCUUUCUUUUUUUUUUUUUUUUGCUUUUGUCUCUGUAUUUCUUUCUUUAUUUUUCCCUUUCUCCUUUUCUGUAUUUCUUUCUUUCUUUCUUUUCGGUGAUUUUGUUCUUUUUCUUUGUUUUAAUUAUAUUCUUUCUUUCUUACUUUCUUUUCUCGAUUCUUUCCUUUUUCACUCUCUGUAUUUAUCUUCGCAACUUUUUCAUUUCAUCCAUUUCUGUCUUUCUAUUUUCUUUCUCUUCCUUGUUUUCUUUCUUAUCACUUUUUUGUUUUUUUUAUUUCUUUUCUCGGUUGUUUUCUUUUCCUUUCAAUUAUUCAAAAGCUUUUUCGUUUCAUACAAUUCUUUGUUUCUUUCUUUGUCUUUUUCUUUUUCUUUUUUUCUGUAUCUCUUUCGUAGCCAUUUUCCGUUUUCUUCCUUUCUCUUCAUCGAUUUUUCUUUUUCGUUCUCAUUAUUUUUUCUUAGUAUCUUUUCUUUCCUUUUUUAUAUUUUUCGCGACAAUUUCUUUUUCUUCCUCUGA
Messenger RNA from Acanthosepion pharaonis, 978 nucleotides. The record is from the annotation of a GenBank genome assembly. Lineage: Eukaryota; Metazoa; Mollusca; Cephalopoda; Sepiida; Sepiidae.